Messenger RNA from Doryrhamphus excisus (bluestripe pipefish), 10504 nucleotides. RefSeq lists its product as uncharacterized. Gene Ontology annotation, molecular function: protein binding. Gene Ontology annotation, cellular component: extracellular matrix. NCBI's taxonomy places the organism in Eukaryota, Metazoa, Chordata, Actinopteri, Syngnathiformes, Syngnathidae. The record is from RefSeq and is a predicted model, not a curated record.
AUAUUACAUGGCAUUGAUCACUAGGGACCAGUCGGUUCCCGUACAACAUACAGGAUGGCACUUGAAUGGGCAGUCCCGUGGAUCAGCCUCUGCUUUGGACUGUCUGCUGCAACCAGUGCUACGGUUCAGGCAGUCACCAAAUUACCAGUAUUUACAGAAUUGAAAGCCUCCCACGACGACCAGUUCUGCAGCACAUGGGGAAACUACCAUUUCAGAACAUUCGACAGAGAGUUCUUCCAGCUUCGCUCCAAUUGCAACUAUCUGCUUGCAUCCAACUGUAAAAGCAGCUAUGAGGAUUUCAACAUCCAGCUGCAACGCCAAGAGACAGGUGGGAUCACCGCCAUAAAGCGGGUGGCCAUGAGGCUGAAUGGAGUGGUGGUGGAACUGUCCAGCUCCUCCAUCAUGGUCAAUGACAAGCCGGUGGCGCUGCCGUUCAGCCAGGUUGGCAUCUCAAUCGAGAGAACCUUCUCAUAUGUUAAAGUGGAGGCAACAAUGGGUGUGAUUGUCAUGUGGAACGAACAAGACACGCUCUGGGUUGAGUUGGAUGCGAAAUACAAGAAUCAGACUUGUGGCUUGUGUGGUGACUUCAAUGGAGAUCAGAUUGAGGGAGAAAUUGAGGAUGUUGGGGAGGCAUGGAAGGCCGACAGUCCAACUGAAAACUGCGACGAAAACUUGUCUCCUUUCCCACAGACCUGCUCCAAAACUCAGAGAUCCAUCUGUGAGACUGCCGUGUCAGGACCCGCCUUCCUCAGUUGUCAAGACCUAAUUGACAGGGAUGCUUUUGUGGAAGCAUGCAUGAAGGACUUGUGCAACUGUAAUGGUUCCACUCCCUGUUUGUGUUCCACCAUGUCAGAGUACUCGCGUCAAUGCGCUCAUGCAGGGGGGGAGCCACAGGAAUGGAAUGCACAUUUGUGCGCGAAAAAAAAAUGCCCACUUAACAUGGUCUACAAAGAGUGUGGGAGCCCCUGCACAAACACUUGCAGCAACCCACAGAGGAGUGAAGUGUGUGAAGAUCAUUGCAUCGACGGAUGCUUCUGUCCUCCAGGGACCCUUUUGGAUGACAUCGGUGAUAAUGGAUGUCUGCCUGCGGACCAGUGCUCCUGCAUCCACAAUGGCCAGCCAUACAAACCUGGUGAAUCCUACUCCAGGGCCUGUCAGACAUGCACUUGUACUCAGGGUGAAUGGAGGUGUAGCGACAAGGACUGCCCUGGGGUCUGCUCCAUGCUGGGAGGCUCCCACAUCUCCACCUAUGAUGAUAAAACAUACACUUUCCAUGGCGACUGCUCCUAUGUUAUUACAAGGCAGGUGAAUGGGACUUUCGUUGUCCUGGGUGAAAUUGUCAAAUGUGAGAAAUCGGAUAAAUCAACCUGCCUGAAUGCAGUCGCUCUAGUGCUGUCAAAAUCCACGGUGAUUGUUGUGGAAGCAAGCGGGCACGUUUUUGUCAACAAACUCACCUCUCAGCUACCUCUCUUCAUGGAUGACAUAACAAUCUUCAGCCCAUCCACGUUUUACAUUGUGAUCCACACCGUCUACGGGCUUCACCUUGAAAUCCAGCUCACGCCCAUCAUGCAGGUUUACAUCAAAGCCGGUCUGUCUCAUAGAGGCAAACUCCAUGGUCUUUGUGGAGAUUUUAACAACGUUGAAGUCGAUGACUUCAAAACCGUAUGCGGAAUGAUUGAAGGGACAGCUGCUACAUUUGCCAACUCAUGGAGGGCUAAAGGAGGAUGUCCAGAUGUCACCAAUACACUCGGUGACCCCUGCCUGCUGAGUGUCGAUAAGGAGAAAUAUGCCAACCACUGGUGCUCUUUGCUGACCAACACAUCAGGAGUGUUUUCCAAGUGCCAUUCCGAGAUAAACCCAGAAGAAUACGUUACUUCCUGUAUCUAUGACACGUGUGCCUGCGAAAACAGCGAGGAUUGCAUGUGUGCUGCCAUGUCCUCCUACGUUCACGCAUGUGCCGCUGCUGGUAUCUCCUUAACUGGAUGGCGGGAAGUGGUGUGCAAAAAAUACACAACAACCUGCCCGUCGAAUAUGGUAUUUGACUACGACAUGACAAGCUGUGGCCGCACAUGCCGCUCUCUGAGCCAAUCGGAUUUAACUUGUGAGGUUGAUUUUACGCCGGUGGAUGGCUGCGGCUGUGCUGAGGGCACCUACCUCAACGAGAAGGGGGUGUGCGUGGCGGCGGCCCAGUGCUCCUGCUACGUAGGGGACACGGUGGUGCGACCCAAGCAGACUGUCAGGGCACACGGACAAAUAUGUUCCUGCCGUAGUGGAAAACUAAUCUGUGCAGGAAACCACACAACUGAAACCUGCAGCGCACCAAUGGUUUUCUUCAACUGCUCAAGUGCAAAACCAGGCGACACGGGGUCAGAGUGCCAAAAAACCUGCCAGACUCUGGACACAGAAUGUGUCAGCUCGCAUUGUGUCUCAGGCUGCGUCUGUCCUGAUGGUCUGUUGUCUGAUGGUAAAGGAGGCUGUAUUAAAGAGUCUCAAUGUCCCUGCACGUACAAUGGACAAUCCUACAAGCCUGGACAGACUGUUAAUGUGGACUGCAACACCUGCACUUGCAAAAGCAGACAAUGGCAAUGUACCGAUCGGCAGUGUGAUGGAAGCUGUACAAUAUAUGGAGAAGGCCAUUACAUCACCUUCGAUGAGAAGAAAUUUUCUUUCAACGGGGACUGUGAUUACGUCUUUAGUCAGGAUUACUGCGGUGACGGUAAGGAGGGCACUUUUAGGGUCCUGACUGAAAGCAUUCCCUGUGGGACAAGCGAUAACGUCUGCUCCAUUGCCGUCAAGCUCUUCUUAGGGAACAAUGAAAUUAUCCUUAAAGAGGAAAACGUCAAAGUUAUCAAACAAAACAAAGGGAUAGACAUACCCUAUAAAGUCCACUCUAUCGGGAUGUAUGUUGUCAUUGAGGCAAAGAAUGGUCUUGUUCUCAUCUGGAAUAGGAAGACGACACUCAUGAUCAAACUGAGCUCCACAUUCAAGGGAAAAGUUUGUGGGCUAUGUGGAAAUUUCGACGGAAGCAUCAAGAAUGAUUUUUCCACCAGAAACAAAGAGCUUGUGGUGGACGCCUUUAAGUUCGGAAACAGCUGGAAAGUGUCACCAAGCUGUCCCAAUACAAAUGCACUAAAAAAUCCCUGCGUGCUGUACUCGCACAGGCAGGCAUGGGCUCUGAAACACUGUAGCAUUAUCAAGAGUGAAGUGUUUGGGGCUUGUCAUUCAAAGGUGGAUCCACAGCCUUAUUAUGAUGCUUGUGUAAGAGACACAUGCGCCUGCAAUACUGGAGGAGAUUGUGACUGCUUCUGCUCGACUGUGGCAGCCUAUGCAGCCGCCUGUAAUAAGGCUCAAACUUGUAUAGAUUGGAGAACACCCACUAUCUGUCCUGUAUACUGUGAUUACUACAAUCCCAAGGAUGUGUGUGAAUGGCACUACGAGCCUUGUGGAAAGCCAUGCACGAAGACAUGCAGAAAUCCCUCAGGAGAAUGCUAUACCCAAAUCCCACCAUUAGAAGGCUGUUAUCCACGGUGUCCACCCCAACAACCAUAUUUGGAAGAGGAAACAAUGAAGUGUGUGUCAAGGGAAGACUGCGGAUGCUAUGAUGAUGACGGGAAGCAUUAUACAGAAGGAGAGAUAAUGCCUCAGACAGAAAACUGUCAGACAUGUAAAUGUAUUUCAACAAAAAGGGAAUGUACUUAUGAUGCCAAAGCUUGCACUUGCACAUACAAAGGGAAAAUAUACAAGUAUGGAGAAGUUGUAUAUGAUAUUCACGAUGGAGCUGGAACCUGCAUUACUGCUUAUUGCGGUGAACAUGGAAAUAUCACAAGAGUGGUUCGGCCUUGCAGUUCAACAACACAGCAGCCGACAACAACUGAAUUUGUGUUUGUGACAACAGAAGGACCGACUUCCACAGCAGAAACCACAGUGAAAGAAACGACAACAAGUGUAAACCCCAUCAAAACAACCCUCGAACCCACAACGUUCACAGAAGAACCCACCACCAUAACAACAACCACAGAAAUGCCAUCCAUACCAACAACCAUUCCAACAAACCCAACCACAAUUACAACGGAAAAUGUCCAAACCACGACAACCACAGAAACGCCAACAUCAACACCAUCUGACUGUCUUGUUUGUUACACAUCACCUUGGAUCAACAACCAUUACCCUGACUUUUCUCCAAAUGGUGGAGAUUAUGAGUCGAUUGAAAACAUAACCGAUCCAAAUCUGAGUGAAUGUAAACAACCACUUCAAAUAGAAUGCAGGGCAACGCAAUACCCAGAUCUAUCUUUGGACGAACUAGAUCAGAAAGUUACAUGUAACCCAACAGAUGGAUUGAUCUGUCAUAACAAAGACCAAGGUAUCCCUCCAAUUUGUUAUGACUAUGAGAUACAAGUCAAAUGUUGCAUUAAUGAUUGUGCCACGACAACAAAAGCUAUAACUACAAGUGCAACAACACCCAUAUUGACAACGGAAAAGUCCAGCACAACUGCACCAACAACCACAGAAAAGCCAUCCAUGCCAACGACCAUUCCAACAAACCCAACCACUGUUACAACAGAAAAAUCAACAACACGUGCCAUGACAACAGAAAAACCCAGCACUACUGCAGCCACAACCACAGAAAAGCCUACAACUAAUGCCAAAACAACUAUUAUACCGACUGAAAAACCCACCACAGCUACAGAAGUACCAACAACAACAACCACAGUUACAGAAAAACCUACAACAAUGCCGAAAACAACAACCACAGAAAGUCCCACCACUACUGCAGUUACAACUGGAAAACCCAUCACCACUACACCUGAAGUUGUCACAUAUACGGUUGUUACAAUCGCACCAUCAACAGAACCCAUGGUCACAUCUACAACAGAGGCCCAAACUACAACAGAAAAACCUAUUAAAACAACAUUUACAGAAGAGCCCACCACUAUAACAACAACCACAGAAAAGCCAUCCAUACCAACAACCAUUCCAACAAAUCCUACCACAGUUACAACUGAGAAAAUAACAACACAUACAAUAACAACAGAAAAACCCAGCACUACUGCAGCCACAACCACAGAAAAGCCCACAACUGUGGCUGUCACAACCCCCCGAGCCACUGAACAACCUACUACAACUACAGAAAAACCAACAACAGUUACAGAAUUUACAACCAUAGUAACAGAGCAACACACCUCAACUGUUGAAGUUACAGAAAAGCCCACCACAGCAUCUACAGAAAAAAUAAGCACCAUUGCGGCAACAACAGAAAGACCAACCACUGUCACAGAAAAUCCCACAACUACAGAAAGACCAACCACUACCACCACAGUAGUAGAAACAACCACAGCCUCCGAAACCAUUGGUACUACCGCCACUACAACAAAAGUCACAGAAAAAAUAACCACAGUAAAUACAGAACAGCCAAGCACUACAGCCAAAACAACAGAAAAACUGACCACGGAAGCUACAGAAAAGCCCACCAUAGUGACAACAGAAAAGAUAGUCACAACAAUGCCGAAAACAACAACCACAGAAAGUCCCACCACUACCGCAGUUACAACUGGAAAACCCAUCACCACUACACCUGAAGUUGUCACAUAUACGGUUGUUACAAUCGCACCAUCAACAGAACCCAUGGUCACAUCUACAACAGAGGCCCAAACUACAACAGAAAAACCUAUUAAAACAACCCCCCAACUCACAACAGUUACGGAAGAGCCCACGACUAUAACAACCACAGAAAAGCCAUCCAUACCAACAACCAUUCCAACAAAUCCUACCACAGUUACAACUGAGAAAGUAACAACGCAUACAAUAACAACAGAAAAACCCAGCACUACUGCAGCCACAACCACAGAAAAGCCUACAACUAAUGCCAAAACAACUAUUAUACCGACUGACAAACCCACCACAGCUACAGAAGUACCAACAACAACAACCACAGUUACAGAAAAACCUACAACCAUAGUUACACAAAAGGCCAGUACUACUGUUGCCAUAACCACAGAAAAGCCCACAACUGUGUCUGUCACAACCCCCCAAGCCACUGAACAACCUACUACAACUACAGAAAAACCAACAACAGUUACAGAGUUUCCGAGUACAGUAACAGAGCAACACACUUCAACUGUUGCAGUUACAGAAAAGCCCACCACAGCAUCUACAGAAAAAAUAAGCACCGUGGCUGCAACAACAGAAAGACCAACCACUGUCACAGAAAAUCCCACAACUACAGAGAGACCAACCACUACCACCACAGUAGUAAAAACAACCACAGCCUCCGAAACCAUUGGAACUACCGCCAGUACAACAAAAGUCACAGAAAAAAUAACCACAGUGAAUACAGAACAGCCAAGCACUACAGCCAAAACAACAGAAAAACUGACCACGGAAGCUACAGAAAAGCCCACCAUAGUGACAACAGAAAAGAUAGUCACAACAAUGCCGAAAACAACAACCACAGAAAGUCCCACCACUACUGCAGUUACAACUGGAAAACCCAUCACCACUACACCUGAAGUUGUCACAUAUACGGUUGUUACAAUCGCACCAUCAACAGAACCCAUGGUCACAUCUACAACAGAGGCCCAAACUACAACAGAAAAACCUAUUAAAACAACCCUCCAACUCACAACAGUUACGGAAGAGCCCACAACUAUAACAACAACCACAGAAAAACCAUCCAUACCAACAACCAUUCCAACAAAUCCUACCACAGUUACAACUGAGAAAGUAACAACACAUACAAUAACAACAGAAAAACCCAGCACUACUGCAGCCACAACCACAGAAAAGCCUACAACUAAUGGCAAAACAACUAUUAUACCGACUGAAAAACCCACCACAGCUACAGAAGUACCAACAACAACAACCACAGUUACAGAAAAACCUACAACCAUAGUUACACAAAAGGCCAGUACUACUGUUGCCGUAACCACAGAAAAGCCCACAACUGUGGCUGUCACAACCCCCCAAGCCACUGAACAACCUACUACAACUACAGAAAAACCAACAACAGUUACAGAGUUUCCAAGUACAGUAACAGAGCAACACACUUCAACUGUUGCAGUUACAGAAAAGCCCACCACAGCAUCUACAGAAAAAAUAAGCACCGUGGCUGCAACAACAGAAAGGCCAACCACUGUCACAGAAAAUCCCACAACUACAGAAAGACCAACCACUACCACCACAGUAGUAGAAACAACCACAGCCUCCGAAACCAUUGGUACUACCGCCACUACAACAAAAGUCACAGAAAAAAUAACCACAGUAAAUACAGAACAGCCAAGCACUACAGCCAAAACAACAGAAAAAAUUACCACGGAAGCUACAGAAAAGCCCACCAUAGUAACAACAGAAAAGAUAGUCACUACAAUGCCGAAAACAACAACCACAGAAAGUCCCACCACUGCUGCAGUUACAACUGUAAAACCCAUCACCACUACACCUGAAGUUGUCACAAAUACGGUUGUUACAAUCGCACCAUCAACAGAACCCAUGGUCACAUCUACGACAGAGGCCCAAACUACAACAGAAAAACCUAUUAAAACAACAUUUACGGAAGAGCCCACGACUAUAACAACAACCACAGAAAAGCCAUCCAUCCCGACAACCAUUCCAACAAAUCCUACCACAGUUACAACUGAGAAAGCAACAACACCUACAAUAACAACAGAAAAACCCAGCACUACUGCAGCCACAACCACAGAAAAGUCAGAGACCACAAUCAUAAUCACAACAGAAAGGAUUAGUACUACUGUCGCCACAACUACACAAAAGUUUACUUCCCCAGUGACCACAAAGAAUGCAAUCAAAACAACCGCAGAGACAACCGCAGAAGCGACAGAAGAGGCGACAGAAGAGCCUUUGACAACUUCUCAGUCUUCAACAGCAGGCAGAACCACUCAGUGCUUCUGCAAAUAUUUGGGUCACAUUUUCCAUCCAGGGUCUACGAUUUACAAUAAGACAGACGAAGCAGGCUGGUGUUUUACAGCAUAUUGCAAUAUGACUUGCCAUGUUGACAAGUAUAUAGGACUAUGUCAGCCGACCACUCCACCAAGUCCUACCACCACCUCAACAACGCCUGUAGUAACAACACGAGUUAUGUCAACAACAGUCACUACAGCAGCUCCCCCGAAAGACUGUUCCUACCUCGUCCCACCAAGGAAGCAUGGUGAGACUUGGAGUUCAAGCAAGUGCACCUUUGAAAUGUGUGAUGAUGGAAAAGUGCUAACACACCACGUGCCGUGCGAUCCAGUAACAAUUCCAGUUUGUGAAAAUGGCCACCCACCAGUUAGGGUUUAUGAUGAAGAUGGUUGCUGUUUCCAAUACGAAUGCAAAUGUGUUUGCACCGGAUGGGGAGAUCCACACUAUGUCACGUUUGAUGGCCAAUACUACAGCUUUCAGAAAAACUGCACUUAUGUUCUGGUUAAAGAGAUCGUUCCUAAGCACAAUUUGAAAAUCCUUAUUGACAAUGAGAACUGUGACGCUACAGGAACAGUGACUUGUGCUAACAGCUUGAUUGUGUAUUACAAGAACUAUGAAGUCAUUCUCACACAGGAGAGGAUCCCAAAGACAGUCAACAUGGUGUACGUCAAUGGCAAGGAAGUCACCCCAACCUAUUCCAACAAGGACUUUAUCAUCACAAGUACUUCAAUAGAACUGCUUCUGAGAAUCCCUGCGAUUGAAGCAGUUGUGAUGUUCAAGGGCCUUUUAUUCAGCGUUGAUUUACCAUUUUCCCAGUUCGGCAAUAACACAGAGGGACAGUGUGGAACAUGUGACAAUCACAGAAAGAACGACUGCCGAAUGCCUAGCGGUGACAUUUCCCCCUCUUGCCCCGAGAUGGCUCAUGAGUGGCACGUGCCAGAUAAGAACAAACCGUACUGCAAUAAUCCACCUCCUCCGACGACACCGGUUCCAACACCGACACAACCCCUCUGCAAACCGGAAAUUUGCGACAUUUUAAUCAGCAAGGUGUUUGAGGAAUGCCACAAAGUCAUCUCACCGGAAUCCUUUUAUAAGGCCUGCAAAUUUGAUGUCUGCCAGAUGCCAAACUCCACCGUGGGAUGCUCCAGUCUGGAGGCGUACGCGAUGAUGUGUGCCGAGGCAUCUGUCUGUGUCGACUGGAGGGGUGCUGCAAAAGGAAAAUGCGAAUAUAAAUGUCCUGCAAAUAAAGUCUACAAACCUUGUGGGCCGAUUGUUGUACCAACUUGCAAUGCAAGGUAUAAUGACAAGUAUUCACAGCAAUGCCAAGGAGAAAACAACAACCAGAAAUCUGACUGUAAGAUAUUUGUGGAGGGAUGUUUCUGUCCACCUGGCACAACCUUGUUCAGUUCAAGCUCCGACCUCUGCGUCUCAUCUUGUUGCACCGGACCCGAUGGCCAACCGAAACAGUUUGGUGACAUGUGGCAGAGUGGCUGCCAACAGUGUGUCUGUGAUGAAGACACGCUGAGUGUGCAAUGUGAGCCUCGCGUGUGUCCCCAUCAACCAUCCAUAGUAUGUGAUAAAGAGGGCGAGGUGUUGGUGAACCGUACGGUGGACUGCUGUGAGACGCUGGCCUGUGAAUGUGAUAAAAAUCGGUGUCCACAGCCACUUGAAAUGUGUCCAGUGGGAUUUGCAUUGCUGAUUCAAGUCUCAAAUGAUAGCUGCUGCCCCUCCUAUGAUUGUGUUCCCAAAGGUGUUUGCGUCUUCAAUGACACUGAGUACAAGCCUGGAAUGCACUUUUCCAAAGACGCAUGUGCAACUUGCUUUUGUACUGAGGCUCAAAAUCCAACCAGCAAGCUGAAUGUCAUUGAAUGUCAUCAGAAAAUGUGCUUCGUUCAGUGUCCAGAGGACUCUGAGUAUCAGACUCAACCUGGGGAAUGUUGCGGCAUAUGUAAAAAGACGAGCUGCCUUAUUGAGCACCCAGGCCUCGUUCCAGUCAUUAUUAAGCCUUCUCAGUCUUGGUGGCCACCAAAUGAUAACUGUACCAGGUAUGACUGCUACAAGGUGAAAGAUGAGGUCAUCACUUCCGUGAACCAAACCCAGUGUCCUGACUUUGAUCCGGAGAACUGCAUUCCUGGAACAGAACAAAGCGACGUCAAUGGUUGUUGCAAAACCUGUACUCCUCGUUCCAGCUGUAAACUGAAUAGAAACACCACCUACUUGCACAUAAAUAAUUGCAAGUCAGUAGUACCAGUAGAAAUGACGACCUGCGAGGGAUCCUGUGGCACAUCAACAUCAAUGUACUCUGCAGAAAGCAACCGCCUGACGCACUCUUGCUCCUGUUGUCAAGAAACAACUACCAGACAGAAGGAAGUGGAGAUGAUUUGCUCUAAUGGCAGCAAGAUUAAGCACUCCUACAUCUCAAUUGAAAAAUGUGGCUGUCAAGUGGCACGAUGUACACAAAUCUAAAGGCUAUUGCGGAGGCCUAAGUCUUCGCAAUGAAUGAAUUGUUUUACUACUGAUAUGGCUUGGCUUAUACAUUCUUAGGAGAGGGGAAAAACACUUUUAUUUCAAUAAACAUUUUCCUAUUGCA